This is a messenger RNA of Ctenopharyngodon idella (grass carp), 1132 nucleotides long. RefSeq names its product translation machinery associated 7 homolog (gene tma7). The coding region runs from base 97 to 291 and encodes 64 amino acids. The record is from RefSeq and is a predicted model, not a curated record. Lineage: Eukaryota; Metazoa; Chordata; Actinopteri; Cypriniformes; Xenocyprididae. The transcript has 4 exons.
CACCUCUCUUUCAGGCAAACGAAGGGCGCACUACAUCCGGGUAACCGCUGGGGUCCUGACAGCGCGGAAAAAAGCAUUAGCUAUAAUCUGAGCAACAUGUCUGGAAGAGAAGGAGGUAAAAAGAAACCCCUCAAGGCUCCCAAGAAGCAGUCAAAGGAGGUGGAUGAUGAGGACAUGGCUUUCAAACAGAAGCAGAAAGAGGAGCAGAAAGCAUUGGAACAAUUGAAAGCCAAGGCUGCUGGAAAAGGACCUUUAACUGGAGGUGGAAUCAAGAAGUCCGGGAAGAAAUGAGUGUGAUUUAGUGUAUAUUUGCUUGCUGUUCAAAUCACCAACUUAUGAUUUGGGUCCACAAUGGCAAUGUCAAAUGAUUUUUUUUUAGUUACUUUAUAUUUCUCUUGUAAAGAAAAAGUUAAAGGAAUAAAGUUUGUAAUGACUGUAAAUUAAAAUUUCAGAUUUUAAUGUCUUUGAUUGUGAAACAUAUUCAUAUGACAUUCAAAGUUCAUGACAGAUCAAAUGUACAAUAUCCAAACAUUUCAAGUUUAACUUCUCAUGUAAACAACUCUUAUCCAUCUUUAUAUUCAGAUCUCCAGUCACACUUUUCAUGCCUCCACAUUUUCCAUCCUCUUUGUUUAACCUAAACAAAAAUGUCAUGUGUGACUGUUUCUUUUCAUCCUGUGGUUUAGUUAAUUUGCUGGUGCUGGUGUGUUUUGUUUAUGUUUAAGCUGCUUAUGUUUAUUCUUCAGUUCCACCUCUACUGGAUAGUGGUCACUCACUUUCAGUGUCUGUAAAGACAUUAAAUCUGUUUUAGUAACAUACGAAACAGUCCUCAAAAAAUAAAAAAAACUAAGUUAAAUGUACAGUAACUCAUGUCUUUAUGAUAAGUGUGAUUAAUGUCGAAAACCCAGUAAUGGGUCUGGAAUUACGUAAUUAUGAGCAUCCUUUAAUAUUUUAAAGUCCUGAUGAAACAUUUACGGUCUUAUCAUUACAAAGCUUAGACUUUACACACAAAACCUUUGUUUUAAAAUGUAUUUUACAUAUAGCAGCAUUUGAAUGUUUACUGCAACUAAAAAGUAUGUAUGACCGAAUGAACAUUGGCAAACCACAUAUAUUAAACAAAAGCUUUCAUUCUCAA